Molecule: messenger RNA, 624 nt
Organism: Huiozyma naganishii CBS 8797
Lineage: Eukaryota; Fungi; Ascomycota; Saccharomycetes; Saccharomycetales; Saccharomycetaceae
Gene: VTI1
Product: v-SNARE protein VTI1
Exons: 1
Coding region: 1-624 (207 amino acids)
Biological process (GO): vesicle fusion with Golgi apparatus; Golgi to vacuole transport; intra-Golgi vesicle-mediated transport
Cellular component (GO): SNARE complex; ER to Golgi transport vesicle membrane; late endosome membrane
Molecular function (GO): SNARE binding; SNAP receptor activity
Source: RefSeq, a predicted model, not a curated record
AUGACGCGGUUUGAGGACUACGAGAGCGAGUUCCAGUCGGUGUUGGCCCGUGUGCGCGGUGCUCCAAGUGGGGUUGCGUCCUUGGAGGACGCUCGGGGCGAGUUGGACGCUCUGUUGGAUGCGAUGGCUUUGGAGGUGACACGGUGUGGGACGCCGCAGGAGAAGGCUGCGAUGCGUGGGAGGUGUAGGGACCUCCGUGGUGUGAUGCAGAGGGAGUUUGAGACGCUUGUUGAGCACGCGAGGGCCGAGGUGCAACGUGGGUUGCUGUUUGGUCCCGGGGCAGGGGAUCUGGAGUCUCAGUCGCAAGCACAGGAGCAACGAGGCCAGCUGUUGCAGUCCGCUGGUGUUUUGGGGAGGACUGGAGAUCGGCUUCGGGAGACCUCGAGGCUGGCACACGAUACGGAGAAUGUUGGGGCACAGAUCAUGGAGGAUCUGAGGGCGCAGAGGGAGACACUGGAGGGCGCGAGGGGCACGCUCAGGGAGGCAGACUCGAGUGUGGAUAGAUCGCUAAGGACGCUCAAGAGUAUGGCCAGGAGGGUCGUCGCGAAUAAGUUGGUCAGUUAUGCGAUUAUAGCGGUGCUUGUGCUGUUGAUACUGCUUGUGGCGUGGGCGAAGAUACGGUGA